AUGCUGGUGUCUACAUCCCUUGGGAAUCCUGAUUCAUCUGUGUCACUACGUCAACGUCGUGAAGUCGACAUUGUGGCGAAUACCAGGGGCCUCAUACAAGAAUUGAUAACUAAUCUUCAAAACUCUGCUCAACAAGCGAGGACUGCCAUAAGAACUUUUGUUCAGGGUUUGCAGCAACAGGUUGUACUUUAUAGACAAAAGGUUCGAGAAGAUCUACAAAAGUUGAGGGACAGCAUCUUAGAAUCUAUCAAGAAUAUAGCCAGCAAACUUACAUCAACUGGACCGGCUAUUGUUGGAUGCAUCAAGAACGGUCGCGAAUCAGUUGAGCAAUUAUUUGCAAAGGCGCACGAAAAGUCUAACAAAUGUGCUGACGAUAGAGUUCUGUACAUUAACAAAAUGGUAGAAGAACUAUCGGUUUUAAGCGACGGUGCUAUUAAUUACACAAGUAUUGCUGUGAAGAGUAUGCAAAGCUGCAGCGAGAAUAACUCGGGUCUCUUAAGUGUAGGACGCUGCCUGGGAAGUCUCGUAGUGAAGACGGAAUACAAGGGAGUGAUGUUCGCUGCCCAGAGUUCUCUUAUGAUUUCUCGCAUCAACUUAUCCCUGGUGACAUUGCCAGCUGCUAUGGAAGUGUGCGCUGGCACCAGUCUACUCUCAAUCGGCUCCGAGGCCAGAACCAUCGUGUCUGAUGUGGCCACCUGUUCCUUUUCAUCUAUUUUCUCUUCACCAAAUUCCACUGAAUAAUCAACA
Molecule: messenger RNA, 747 nt
Organism: Colias croceus (clouded yellow)
Lineage: Eukaryota; Metazoa; Arthropoda; Insecta; Lepidoptera; Pieridae
Exons: 5
Coding region: 1-741 (246 amino acids)
Source: RefSeq, a predicted model, not a curated record